UUCGCGCUCGCCGUUGCGGUCGCUGUCGCUGUCGCGGUCCGGUGGUGGUGGUGAUUGUGGUGGUUGUGGUGGUGGUGGUGGUUGUGGUGGUAGCAGCAGCGCGGCGGCCUUCCACUUGCACGCGCCGUUGACGCCCGGCUCGAAGAACAGGAGGGUGAGUGGGAGGAUGGCGAAGGCGAGGGUUGCGGCGGCGAGGUGCAGGUUCUGCUGCUGCUGAUGCUGUUGGUGGUGGUGGUGCUGCGGAGGUUGCUGGGGUUGUUGGGGAUUGGAGGGGUCGUGGUGGGGGUGGUGGGGGUGGGCAAAGGCGAGGUACAGGUUGGCAAGCACGCUCGCGUGGAUCAGCGGUGCGACCCACCGCGGGCCCUGCUGGUAGAGGGCCAGCCACUGGCGGGCGAGGAGUUUGUGGUCGGUGGUGGUGGUGGUGCGCGCGAGGAGGUGCAUGGUGAGGGAGUAUUGGAAGGUUAUGCCGGCGUAGAGGGUCGGCAUGGCGAUGCCUGCCCAUUGGGCGAGCGUGGUAAGAGUUGGGAGAGGCAUCUUUCGAUGGGCACUUUGUCAAUAACUUCACUGUUUCCGUUUUUGUUGGAGAGUUUUACCGGCGUCGUGAGCCGUUUGUCGGGGGAACGGUGUCGUGUGAGAGAGGGGCUGCAUGUAUUUUUCGUGACACUAUCUCAGUACAGAUUACACGGUUCUGUAUGAUACGCGUGAUUACGCCAUGAAGUGCACUCAGAAACAGACGGAAACAGAAAUGCAAACAGUGGAAAAGGAGAAAAAUGGACAAAAGCUUUUUAGCGCAACAAAGGAGCACCUCUCCCACCGACAGGACCCUCAACCCCUACGGCUGCAUUCCAUAAGUAUGAUCUCUUCCUCGCACUUACUGUUACUAUACCGAGAAGACACCCACCGUCUGCGCGUCCCCAUCUUUGCUUCCUCUUGAGCUUCGAGAGGCGGCGUUACGGGCACGAGGUUAUGGCGUGCAAAGGCGGGAAUGACCAGCGCGAGGGCCUUCUCCAGGGUUGGGGCCAGCUUGGC
Chaetomium fimeti is the source of this 1029-nucleotide messenger RNA. RefSeq lists its product as uncharacterized. NCBI's taxonomy places the organism in Eukaryota, Fungi, Ascomycota, Sordariomycetes, Sordariales, Chaetomiaceae. The transcript has 2 exons. The record is from RefSeq and is a predicted model, not a curated record. Bases 217 to 696 code for a protein of 159 amino acids.